AAUAUUAUCAAUGAUUGUUUUGAAUUUUUAAAAUUCUAUGUAUUUCGUUUAGAAUAUUCAUUGAAUGAUUAUGAACGCCGGCAAAUUCCACAAUCAUAUCAAACAUUUCGUUUAGCAAUAUGGUUAACAUUAAAUUCAUGGAUCAAUACAUUUUUCAGUAUUCAUCUGGCAUUAUAUCCAAGUGAAUUUUUUUCCAAAAUAUCCAAAUCAUUUGAACAAUCAUUUCAUUUGAAACGUGUUGAUUUACUUUUUCAAUUACAAAUACCAAUAUUUAUUAUACUUGAAUAUCAAUGGUUAAAUUUUUUACAAAAAAUUCUUCAUUAUCAAUUAAAAAUUAAUAAUUUAUUUUAUAAAUAUUAUUAUCAUUCUGAUGAUUAUAAUCAAUUAAAAUCAAAAUAUAUUCAUUAUUAUACUCAUUAUAUUCAUAUAUAUCAUAUUAUAUCAAAAAUAAUAUUAAAAAUAUUAUUAAUCGUAUUGAUUUUAUCUGGUUUAUUUGGUAUUUUUACAUUCAUUUCGGAAUUCAUGGCUAAUAAUAUAACAUUUAUUUCAAUUGUUGAAAUUGGUUCCAAAAUUACAACUGUUUAUAUUUGUAUAUUUUUAAGUAAACAAAAUGAAAUGAAUUUUUUUAAUAUUAGUCUUAUAUUAUAUAUUGUAUCUGGAUUAUUGGCUACAAAUAUACUUUAUUCAAAAGUUGCACAGCUACCAUAUAAUAAUCAACGUGGUUGUUUAUUGAUAAUGAAUUGGCUUGCACGAUCACAAUAUCAACAACAACAACAACAACAACAACUAAAUAAUGGUCAUGAUAGAAAUGUACUGCAAUCAUUAUCAAUACGUAAUACAAUUCGUUUGAAUCAAUUCGCUCAAUCAAUGUCCGAUAAUCAUUUAGGUUUUAGUUGUGGACAAAUAUUUAUUAUAACUAAAUAUAAAUUUAUUGAAAUAUUUUUAAUGAAUUUUCAAUUAGUACUUUUGUUUUAUAAAAAA
Messenger RNA from Dermatophagoides pteronyssinus (European house dust mite), 981 nucleotides. RefSeq lists its product as uncharacterized. The record is from RefSeq and is a predicted model, not a curated record. Lineage: Eukaryota; Metazoa; Arthropoda; Arachnida; Sarcoptiformes; Pyroglyphidae.